Messenger RNA from Bacidia gigantensis, 261 nucleotides. RefSeq lists its product as uncharacterized. The record is from RefSeq and is a predicted model, not a curated record. The coding region runs from base 1 to 261 and encodes 86 amino acids. Lineage: Eukaryota; Fungi; Ascomycota; Lecanoromycetes; Lecanorales; Ramalinaceae. The transcript is spliced from 3 exons.
AUGCCACAAGGUGCCCUCAAGAAAGCGAAGCCAGCGUCUACUGGUACCAAAAGAUCGACCUCUUCGGGCGUCAAAAAAGGCCAGCGGACAAUAGCACCCAAGAAGAAAGCGCUAGCUAACCAGCACAAACUGACUAAAAAAUUCAACGCUGCUAUGGUUGGGAAGACCGAACGAUCCUUGGCUGAGAAGGCUGGCCAUCUUGAAAUGAUCGGGGGCAAAAAGAAGAGUGCGAAAGAGGGCAAGACACACAAGAAUGUCUAG